CGGAGGGGAGGGGCCCAGCAUUCCUGCCCUGCACCUCUGUGUCCAAGUGGUGAGGGACUGAGGGGCCCUCUGAGCUAAUUGGUGCAGAGAGUGACAAAAGUAGUCUGCUUCAAAAGAGAAACCCUGGUGGGAUGUACACAGUGGAGAGGAGGUUUCAGAGUGGUGGAAACUGCGGUAUAUUCAGAUUUCUCCUUAUAACGUCGCUGUUCUGCAUUGAGAUGUUUACAGUGGGUGCCAGAUUUUACUUUUGAUGGUUAGAUGGACCGUUUAAACAUGAAAACAUGGACCGACUGUUUUAGAGGGAGCAGCAGAACUAAACCUUGGAUGAAGAUGAGCUACAUGCAACUGGAGGAGAAUAUCAUGUCAUACCUAUCACAGAGUGAAACGGAUGACAUCCCUAAAGACUUUAAUGUGGUGAGCACUCUACAUAACUUCUGGGAGCAGAAGCAGACGGCUCAGUCUAAUGAUUCCUCCACCGAGUCGCACAGGUUUUGUGGGAAAUCUGGCAGCCACACAGACAGCCUGCUGUUGUACGAGUCAGCACCGUCCCCUGGUCCCCCUUACAUCUGCUACGUCACACUGCCAGGAGGAAGCUGCUUUGGCAACUAUAAGGUGUGUGACACUCAAGCAGAGGCACGCAGGGAUGCAGCUCGUGUGGCUCUAAUGAACUCACUGGUGAACUCGCUGCCGUGUCGGCGCAUCACUGCUGAGUUCAUCACUCACAGUUUGAAUCAAGCCGCCACAGAGAGUGCUGUCCCUAUGGAGGAUGCAUGUGACUCAAGCACCAGCAUAGGAACCUACAGUUUGCUGCUUCAGUCUUACAUGGGAAGGACCAUGCUGGAGUUCCAGGAGAUGAUGACAGUUUUCCAAUUGUUGCACUGGAACGGGACACUGAAGGCACUGAGGGAAAAACAGUUUUCUCGACAGAGUGUGAUUGCCUACUACACCCAGCAAGGGCUUGAUGAGUGCAUGCGAAGCAACAUGGCUCUGGAUUGGCUCGGACAGGAGCAGAAGUCACCUGGACUCCUGGCAGUGGAGCUGCAAAAGGCUCAUAGGGAGCUGGUUUUGGCGCGGCGUCGAGGCAUAGAGUUGCGCUUCUACAAAGAAAAAACUGAGAUCCUCAGCCUGGCCCUCAGUCAAGCAUAUAUUCACCACACACCUGAAGUCUUCAGCCCAUCUCCAAGUCAUAUAGGCCAGCAGGAACAGCUCCCUUUGCACAUAUUGUACAGCCUGAAUACAAAUGUCCAGAUGUCCCCGCAAACUCUGUAUAAUAACACGAUGCGAACUUCAAACACAGACAUUCUCUCUAACAGUCCCUCACUAUUUUCACAGUGUGUCUUUAUGCCUUUAAAUAACCCUGAAUACAGUGAAUAAGAAAUUAUAGAAUAUGCAUCAUAUAAUCUUGUGAAUAGUGUCAUGUUGGAGACAUCAGAACAUAUGACGCGUUAGUGAUUAUCAUGUUUAUUAAGUUCCUUUAUUAUGGAGUUCAACAAUGAUAAAGGAACAGAGACUUUAAAUCUGUAUUAUUGACCCUAUGAAACCCAUCAUUGUUGAAAGUCAAAUGUAUGAUAUGAUAACACUUUUGUAUUGUGCUUUUGUUCAGAAUAGCAGGUUGACAUUUACAAGAUCAGUGUUUCCCAAACGUUUCAGCUUCAGAUGGGAAAUUUUGACUGUGGAAAAGAUUCUGAACCCUGCAUGUGUAUUCACACUCCCCUUUACUCUGAUACCCCUAAAUAAAAUCCUGUGCAACCAA
Messenger RNA from Girardinichthys multiradiatus, 1753 nucleotides. Its product is annotated as protein limb expression 1 homolog. Gene Ontology annotation, cellular component: cytoplasm. The record is from RefSeq and is a predicted model, not a curated record. Bases 259 to 1374 code for a protein of 371 amino acids. The transcript is spliced from 6 exons. NCBI's taxonomy places the organism in Eukaryota, Metazoa, Chordata, Actinopteri, Cyprinodontiformes, Goodeidae. Gene Ontology annotation, biological process: autophagosome maturation.